GUGACAGCCCGGAAGCCGCGGAAGCGGAUGAAGGAAGAGCGGCCGUGGCCGCGGGGGGCGGCGCGGAGCUGCGGGAGCUGCUCUCCUCCUCCGGGGCUCCUGCGCUGCCCUCAUGCGGCCCUCUUGUUGACACCUGAGGCCCGCCACUCUUGGGCCUCCGAGGGCCGCGGGGUCGUCCGGCCCUCCGGCCUUGGCGGUUGAAGUCGUCUUGGUGCGGGCCCCAUGGAGAAGGCCGGGCGCGGUAGCGAGGGUGGCCCCCGGGGGCCUGUCCUGCACAUCGUGGUGGUCGGCUUUCACCACAAGAAGGGCUGCCAGGUUGAAUUCUCRUACCCACCCCUGAUUCCAGGAGAUGGACAUGACAGCCACACUUUGCCUGAAGAAUGGAAAUAUUUGCCCUUCCUUGCCUUACCAGAUGGUGCACACAAUUACCAGGAAGAUACUGUGUUUUUUCACUUGCCACCCAGAAAUGGAAAUGGAGCCACCGUUUAUGGUAUUUCUUGCUAUCGACAAAUUGAAGCCAAGGCAUUGAAAGUAAGGCAAGCAGAUGUCACCAGAGAAACUGUUCAGAAAAGUGUCUGUGUUCUAAGCAAGCUGCCCCUCUAUGGCUUACUUCAAGCAAAACUUCAACUCAUUACACAYGCAUAUUUCGAAGAGAAGGAUUUUUCCCAAAUUUCCAUUCUAAAGGAGCUUUAUGACCAUAUGAAUAGUUCCUUGAGUGGAACUUCAUUAGAAGGAUCCCAAGUAUAUCUUGGUCUGUCUCCUCGAGAUCUUGUCCUUCAUUUUCGACACAAGGUCUUAAUCCUGUUUAAACUCAUUCUUCUUGAAAAAAAGGUUCUUUUUUAUAUUUCUCCAGUGAAUAAAUUGGUGGGUGCACUGAUGACUGUGUUGUCCCUUUUUCCAGGCAUGAUUGAACAUGGUCUCAGUGACUGUUCUCAGUACAGGCCCCGGAAGAGUAUGUCUGAAGAUGCUGGUCUUCAGGAAAGUAAUCCUCCUGCAGAUGAUUUUGUUUCUGGGUCAGCUUCUAACAUGUCAAAUACCAAUUUGGGAACUGACAAGAAAAUCAUAGCAGGAAACCAUGGAGGAGAUGCUUCCAUCAAGACUGAAAAGCCUUUUUUCCAACUAGAACAUGACAGCAGUAAAGGACAGGAACCCAGUGAUACUAAUCAAUAUUUGAAACCUCCAUCUCGUCCAUCUCCAGAAUCUUCAGAAAGUGACUGGGAGACCUUGGAUCCUAGUGUCUUAGAGGAUCCCAACCUGAAAGAAAGGGAACUGGUGGGGUCAAACCAGACAAACUUAUUUCCAAAAGACUCUGUGCCCUCAAAUAGUACUCCAAUUACUGUACAACCUCAAGCCAAUAUGGGGCAGGUGGUCCUGAUACCAGGGCUUAUUUCAGGUUUGGAAGAGGACCUGUAUGGCAUGCCCCUGGCCAUCUUCACAAAGGGAUAUCUGUGCUUGCCCUACAUGGCAUUGCAGCAGCAUCAUCUUCUCUCUGAUGUCACCGUUCGGGGAUUUGUUGCUGGAGCUACUAACAUCCUUUUUCGACAACAAAAACACCUCAGUGAUGCCAUUGUGGAAGUAGAAGAAGCUCUGAUCCAAAUCCAUGAUCCAGAACUCAGGAAGCUACUUAACCCAACCACUGCAGACCUAAGAUUUGCUGAUUACCUGGUGAAGCACGUGACUGAAAACCGAGAUGACGUCUUCCUGGAUGGCACUGGCUGGGAGGGAGGUGACGAAUGGAUCCGGGCCCAGUUUGCAGUCUAUAUCCAUGCCCUGCUGGCUGCUACAUUGCAGUUAGAUAAUGAAAAGAUAAUAUCGGACUAUGGGACAACUUUUGUUACAGCAUGGAAGAAUACUCACAACUACAGAGUAUGGAACAGCAACAAGCAUCCAGCACUUGCAGAAAUAAAUCCAAACCAUCCAUUUCAAGGCCAGUACUCAGUAUCAGACAUGAAGUUAAGAUUCUCUCAUUCUGUUCAGAAUAGUGAACGUGGCAAAAAAAUUGGAAACGUCAUGGUCACAACUAGCCGGAAUGUUGUACAAACAGGAAAAGCUGUUGGUCAGUCAGUUGGAGGAGCUUUUUCCAGUGCAAGGACAGCUAUGUCUUCAUGGCUUUCUACCUUCACCACAUCUGCCCCCCAGAGUCUCCCCGAGCCCCCCGAUGGGAAGCCCUGAGGCUGGUAGCAGAGGCUGCAUGGCUCUCUUAGGUGUUAAGUGCUCCUGUCCAUCUGCUGCUCCCAACCUCUCCUUCACUGGCCCUGGGUCCACAGCAGGGGACUGAGACGUAGAACUGUUUACAUGGACAGUUGCACUUUUUCUAAAUGAAGACCACUGGAUGCUAAAAAGAUGAAAUCACAUCCAUGGCAGGAAUGGGCUUGGGGUUUAAAUUGACUCCAGGUUGGGGUUUAAAUUGACUACUUUUAUUUCAUUUUAUUUCAUUCUGAGCCUGAUUAAAACACAGUGAACACACAAUGAACAUCUAAUGAAUUCUGAGAUGUACAUUUGUUUACUUUAGAAAAGUUUUUACUUAUGUAUAUUUUGUUCUAUUUUGCUAUUUGAAUAUCUAGAUGGCCAUUUUAAUUUAUAUUUGCUAAAAUUAAGUUAUACUAUUAUUUUAAUUUCUCUAAAGUUAACCCUAAAAUGUGUUUAUAAAGUUAAAAGGCCACACAGUCCAGCCUUUGUUUUCCUGAGUUAGAGGAUGAUUUUUGGUUUGUUUUUUCUACCCACAAAACACAUUUAUCAAAUCAUUUCUUCCCAGAACUGUGAAUGUCAGAAGGGGAAGUUCUGAGGUUAGGGUGUCGUUUUCGGUUUUUUAAUUUGUUCCUUCCUGACGAACUUGCUUUGAAGCAGCCAGGAGUGUCACUGUGUUCCCGUCCUCUUGUCCUCUUCCUAAGCGAGCCAGAGAAUAUGCAGAGAACUAACAUAGUGACGGUGACCGUGGUGUUGGAGCAGUUUGACAUGAAUGUGUGUGGGGCAGUGCUCUCCAAGACCAAUGUGUUGCUUCCAUCAACCCUAGUCAAGUUACUGCCUUUAUUUUUUUUUUUUUAAUCCAAAGUUUGUGCCUUCUAUUUCUUCUUUUGAAUAGUUUUCCAUUGACAGACCUAGACAGGUUUUUUUCUCUUAGCUUUGUUUUGUUUUGGGGUGGGGUUUGGUUUGGUUUGGUUUUGUUUUUUGUUGUUUUAUG
Urocitellus parryii (Arctic ground squirrel) is the source of this 3181-nucleotide messenger RNA. RefSeq names its product AVL9 cell migration associated (gene Avl9). Lineage: Eukaryota; Metazoa; Chordata; Mammalia; Rodentia; Sciuridae. The record is from RefSeq and is a predicted model, not a curated record. Gene Ontology annotation, cellular component: cytoplasm.